Molecule: messenger RNA, 2003 nt
Organism: Syzygium oleosum
Lineage: Eukaryota; Viridiplantae; Streptophyta; Magnoliopsida; Myrtales; Myrtaceae
Product: serine carboxypeptidase-like 46
Exons: 9
Coding region: 88-1650 (520 amino acids)
Biological process (GO): proteolysis
Cellular component (GO): vacuole
Molecular function (GO): serine-type carboxypeptidase activity
Source: RefSeq, a predicted model, not a curated record
UCCGUCAAAUGAAGAUCCAUUCCCACACAACUGUUGAGUAAUCAUUUACUUUUUCUUGGGUGGUGUGGGAGGUGUAGUGUCAUUUGGAUGCUCCUCAGUGCUUCACUAACCAGAGUCCCUUCGUCCAUGUACAUGAUGCUUUGGUACUUCAUUGUGAUUGUGAAUGGUGUCAUUCCUUUGUUCUCCUCCUGUACAUCCACUGCCGAGCUCAUCGAUGAGCUCCCCGGUCAGCCGGACGGUGUUUCUUUCGAGCAGCACUCGGGCUACAUCGUCACGGAUUCUUGGCGUGGCCAUGCUCUGUUCUAUUACCUGGUGGAAGCCGAUGCAAGGAACCCGCUAUCCUAUCCUCUAACAUUGUGGUUCAAUGGAGGUACGGGAGUCCUGCUGCUAAUGCAUUACUGCUUGUGCUAUUGUUUGCCAAUUCUGAUUGACUUCGGUUUAGGCCCCGGUUGCUCUUCUCUCGGGUUCGGUGCAUUCAUGGAGCACGGUCCGUUUCGACCAGCUGGGGACGGUGGCUUGAUGAAGAAUGAAUUUUCCUGGAAUAAAGUGUCGAACAUGCUGUACGUGGAAUCCCCCAUCGGAGUUGGGUUUUCAUACUCGAAUACGACUUUGGACUACGUCGACUGGGGAGAUGCAGACACCGCCAGAGACAACAUGCAGUUCCUUCUCAGUUGGUUCGAAGAAUAUCCGAAAUAUAGAGACUCGGAUCUAUUUUUAGCGGGGGAGAGCUAUGCUGGCCACUACGUGCCGCAGCUUGCAGCUCUGGUGCUGGAUUACAACAAGCAGUCCCAUGGGAAACCGAUCAACCUUAGGGCGAUAGCACUCGGCAACCCACUUCUGGAUUCUCAGAUUAGUGUAGACGGUGCCACAUUUUUGUGGUCCCAUGGCGUCAUUUCGGAUGAGACGUUGAAGCUGAAGGAGACGGUGUGCAAUGACUCCAGGUACUUGAUGGAGCUAAUCCACCACAAAAUUUCAACGGAAUGCACGGAGGUGUUUGAGAAGCAGGUGGAGGAAAUGGGGAAUUUUACCGAUCCAGGUGAUGUGCUCGAACCUUAUUGCUUCUCUGGGACUGCCGCGAUGCAAUCGGCUUCCAGUAGCGCGUGGGAUGCGUACCACGCCAAACUAGCGCGAAGGAUGGUUCUUACUGAUCCGUGCCUCGGGGAUUCGAUAUUUUCGUACCUCAAUAAUCCUCGAGUGCAGAAAGCUCUCCACGCUAAUACAACGAAGCUCCCAUUGGCUUGGCAAUUCUGUUCAGGGUCUCUUUCUUAUCAUGCCGUCGAAUUAGGCACCAACAUCAUACCUCUUUUGUCGGCCUUAAUCAAGGAGCAUCUGCGAGUCCUCCUCUUUAGUGGCGAUCAAGAUUCGAAAAUUCCGUUGACGCAGACGAGGAUGAUCGCCAACAUGAUUGCUCGAGACUUAAAAUUCACAUCCUUGGGUCAAUACGCACCUUGGUACGACAAAAUGCAGGUUGGUGGAUGGACUCAGUCAUUUGGUACGUCCAGAAAAGGGAAGAACGCGACUCAUUUGACGUUCGCCACGGUUAGAGGAGCGGCUCACGAGGUCCCGUACACUUCGCCGUCGCAGGCUCUCACCUUGUUCAAAGCAUUUCUCGAGGGAUCCUCUCUACCGAAAGUGCCGUUCAAGAACUGAUCCAGUCGCGGCUCUUACUGCCUGCCCAGUUAGUGAAUGAAUAUGAGCGCCCAAAUGGAUAAUAAUAUCAGAGAGAGAUAUGGACAGACCGAAGAGAUUCAAGAACGGAAACUAGGUCAACGCAGUCUACUAAAUUAACUCUCAGCUUAUCACAUGAUCCUAUGUAUCAACUGGCAUUUCUUUAGUUUGACAUUGACAGCUCAAUUAGGCACAUCUGUAUACUUUUUAAAUUAUUGGGUGUAUCAAAAUUUAAUCACAUGCACAGUCCCAAUUGGUGUAGUGAGAUUCAAGUAGGUCAAUGGGCUGCUGAUUUUAGUAUUAUGAACCUGACAAUUAGGAAAUUGAUUUCUCAA